Messenger RNA from Symbiodinium necroappetens, 2886 nucleotides. The record is from the annotation of a GenBank genome assembly. Lineage: Eukaryota; Dinophyceae; Suessiales; Symbiodiniaceae.
GUUCAGAGUUUGGACAAGAAGCAAGAGGAUCUUUCUAAAGCACAGGGGGACAUGGCUACCCAGCUCAACAAUAUGGAAGCAGAAGUUCGAGAGUUGAAAACCCGUUCUCGUUCGGUCAGCCCCGCCCCCCCUCCCCCGGAUCAGAGUCCACGUUCUACGACAGCCAGCACCCUUGGAGGCAAGCCGGUGGUAGAUGAUUUCCAGAUAGUCAUUGGUAGGUGGAACGAUGCCAAGAGAGGAGAUAUUGAAGCAGAGAUUAGGAUUUCAGGAGUGACAUAUCGGGACAAGCAGGGCGUCCUCUAUGGGACUGGGCACUCAAGCACACCUCGGCUAUCCUCGUUGACCUUGACUGGAGAGGGAAACUUUGGAUCAGAGGGGAACAAGUCCUUUACUGGCAGAAUGGGUAUGACGCUGAGAGCGCUUCGACCCAAGCAUCGGUGUGGCCGAUGGGCGACACCCUGUCUUCCUCUAGAGCAGGCUGCAUCUGACCCUUCCUUUGAGUUCACCCAAGAGACCUUUGCGCAGUUCUCGUACCGCUUGCCCACACUUCGGUAUAAAGACCCGCCCCAAGUCCUGGAACUCAUUAGACAGAGGAAGCUCGCAACUGAUCCGCAGGCACGCCAAAAGCUUUGUGAGGACAUUUCGGAGGCUCGUAGAUUGGCACAAAAGAAACACAAGCUUGACCUUCUUGAAGCUGCCAGACAAGGUGACCGUGGGGCAAUUGGGCAUCUCCGCCGUAGUAGUCUACAGAGCCAUUCUGACGGUAGUUUGAUCGAGAGACUCGGGGGAGAUGAUGCAGCCUAUGAUGCCUUUAAAGCCUUCUAUGCCAAAAAGUACCAAUUGGGGGCCUCCGACACGCCUGUUAGCCCCGCCCAGUGCGAGGCCCUGGAGAGCAAACACUCCAAAGCUCCCUUUCUUCCUAUCUCGCAAGAGGAAGUGGCGGAAGCCUUGGUCAAGGCGAUCUGGAGAUACUUGUUUGAUACCGAGGCUUCAGCAGAGGACCUUCAACGGGGGGUGUUACAAGGGACCUCUUUCAGUGCAGACCUUUUUUCCCGGGUCUUGGACUACUUUUGUGCAGGGCUCCUUGAACGUUGGCGUGCAUCCCAACAUCCAGCUUUCCUCAAGUUCCAGUUGCCUCAUGCUUUGCUCUUUGCGGACGACAUCUUGCUUUUUGCAGCAACAGAAAAAGAAAUGCAAUCAAAGCUACAUGCCCUUCAACUUACACUCGAAUCAAUAGGGCUGAAGCUGAACUUGGCUAAGUGCUCUGUUUUGGAUAACGAGGACGGCACUACUCCGGGUGUGUGGGGACGCAACUCCUGCACCCCACUGCAAGGAGUCAGUCACCUGCUGUACCUGGGCGUUCCUCUCAGUUCUAAAGCGACUCCGCUAGGGCAGCUAGGGGUAUCUUUGGCAAAGCUCUCAUCGGCUUUCUUCGGCCUCCGGCGCCUUUUCGACCACCCGGACACACCCGUGCAUGAGAAGUUGUUCUUUUCUGAGCACCUUGCCUUGGCCCCAGCCAUGAAUGACCAGGCAGAGAACCCGACGACCCAGGUUCGACUCAGGACCUCGCCUCAAGCACCGCCGUCGCCUCCACCUCUCCCGGGGAACGUGGAGCACGGCUAUGCAAUGUGGGGUUUCCUGGAUCAGCAGAUUCUGAUGCAGGUUUUCACUGUCUUACUGACCCUGCUGGUGGUGGCAGUGGUAAGACAUAUCACAGCAUGGUGGAAUGGGCCAGAGAAACCCAAAGUUGCACCUAAGGGUGUCGAUACACCAAGUGCGGAGGUCACCGAUGGCCCGAAGAAAGCCACGGAGGAGACACCGAAAGAUGACAAGCAGGGGAGCCCUGAUGCCCCUGCCAAGCCGGAUAAGAGCACAGUGGUGGAUGACUCGGGCCCGCCGAAAACUACAGGGGCCCCGACGAACCCACCUCCCCAAACGCAGACUGGACCUGGCACGAAUGCUGGUGGAACAGAUAAAAAGCCGGAUGGACCUGGAGCCUCUGACAGUAAGGCCAAGGCUGCAGGUGCUGACCCAGCUCCUGCCCCAGCAGUGACGCCACAGGCCCUCAUGCAAGAAAUCCAGGCGGUUCACAAGCUGCUCAAAUCGGGGGCAGAUGGGGGAACCAGCCAGGAGAUGAAGAAAGAGAUGGAUAACCUCCGUAAGGAUGUCACCACGAUCAUGAAGUUCCUCUCUUCGAGCGAUAAAGACCUGAAAGACCUUUCAGGUCGCAUAUCAGCGAUGGAGACGGUGCUCGGGGCUGUGAACGCCAGAGUGUGCACCCUCUCGUCCAACCUGGAUAUACAUGCCAAGGCGACGGAGUCGUACCUCAAAGAGGCCCUCAAGAGCAUCUCUGUCGUGGGUGGUGCAGCGAAGACCUUUCAUGCAGACACCCAGGUGCUGAUAGGCGCGAAACACGACAAUUUGGAGCAGGGGAUUAAGUCCUGUAUCAACAAAGUGACAAAUUGCGACUAUGAGUCGCAUACUUCGCUGUCUAAAACUCUGAGCGAUCUCAGCAAGCAGACCUACGACAUGGGCCAGGAGUUGCUGGCAGCCUUACACUUUGUUCAGGGCGAGCAGGGCACUAUGAAGGACAAUCUAUGGCAGAUUGCCAAUGUUCUCGGGGACACGGUGGAGCAGGUGAGGAUCAUUCGUGAUUACUGCGAGAGGCCAGUCCCGGUGAACGUUCAAGCAGCAGGACCGACGACUGGCAUGCCACCUCCUCCUGCCUACGAGCCCAGUAUACAUGGAGCCAGACAGCAGCUGCAUCUCCAGACGGCCAUUCCUUUGGCCCGAGGAAGUGGAAGCACCGCAGCACCCCAGACGGCCCCGCAGGUGAACAUCGACAUGGGAGAUGGGCGUACUAUCAACAUACCCGUGCACAGAUAG